AUGGUAUGGGAUGCUGAUAUCAUAUUUGAGUUUCCUGCAUUACUGGAAUUUACUGGGAAUAGUGGUAUAAAUUCUGAGGAUAAAGAAGGUACUGAAUUAAUUAGAGAUGAUGAUAGCAAGAAAUACUAUUAUAAUACGGAAGGAUAUGAUCAACUUCAAGAAAAACACGACGAACUGAAACGAAAGUUCUUCGAACUUAAUAAAGAACUGGAAGAUAAGAAAAAACAACCGAGAUUAUGUGAUGAUGAUGAUGGACUUGAUGGAAAGACUAUUAAGAUUUUGAAAGCACUUAGUAAAGUCAAGGAAAAAUUGAAUGAUAAGGCUUAUUAUGAUAGUAUUUACGUCCCUGCUUUUGAAUAUUUCAAGAAACCGGAUCAAAAAGAUUAUAAGUUGGCUGCCGGCAUAUUUGCUCUUAGAUGGGAAGGAGAAAGGGCGCAACUUAAUCCAUCUGUUAAAAACACAUUCGGAAGAAUUCGAUCAACAAGUUAA
Entrophospora sp. SA101 is the source of this 489-nucleotide messenger RNA. The record is from the annotation of a GenBank genome assembly. Lineage: Eukaryota; Fungi; Glomeromycota; Glomeromycetes; Entrophosporales; Entrophosporaceae.